AUGUUCUCCACCACCGCCUCCGCCUCUUCGUUUCGUUUCCAUCUUCCUCCUCGUCUUCCUCUUUCUCUUCGGGGGCGUUCCCCGCGUUUUUUAUCCAUUUCCAAUUCGGAAGGAGGAGGAGGAGAAGAAGACAAACAUCAUGAUUAUCUGCGCCAUCGAUCGACCCCGGGCAGAUACGAACGGACGAAUUUGAAGCUCGAGCACGCGUGUUCGGACCAUUACCCUCUGGAUUUGUUUCGAGCGCAACUUUCGUUUGGUUUUAACGGUGGCAGUACCAAAAGCCUUUCAGGAGGGGAGUUGGGAACCAAAAGAGAACGAAAUACGUCAGAUGACGACGACGAGAAUGUUGACGAGAAUGUUGGAAUCGAGAUGUCCGUCAUCCUCCCAGAGUCGGAAGAAUUAGUGGCGAACGUAUUCUCUGCUUUGGGAAAACCGGACGAGGAUCCGCACUGGGCGGAUGUGUGGCACGGCGGGAUCGCGUUGAACGAAUACUUGGUUUCGGACGAGAGCGGCGGCUCGUUAGUGCGAGGGAAGCGAGUGUUAGAGUUAGGUUGCGGCGUCGGGUUAACGGGUGUUUUGUGUGCGAUGGAAGGAGCGAGGAAAGUGACCAUGACGGAUAGAGAGCCGUUCGCGUGUUAUUGCGCGGCGGCGAGUGCGGUUGCGAAUGGAUUUGGCUCGGUGACGAAAGCGCUGGAUGAAGACGCGAGCGUCGUAGACGGGUUGGCGCAGAUGGAUGUAGGUUUGUUAGAAGGUGUAGUCGAUAGACGUAGCAGAAGUAGCCGAAAGUGUGAAUGCAUCGAGGCGAAGAUUAUGGAUUGGUUCAAGUUGGAUGAGUAUCUCGUCAAAGAGCAGGAUGAUUUUGCGUACGACGUCGUCAUCGCGUGCGAUUGUUUGUAUUGCGAAGAAGCCGUCGAAGCCGUGGCAUCGAUCGUAUUUAAAGCCUUGUCGAGACGACAACAACACGGCGCCACGUCGUCGCCGUUUACGUUUCUCCUUGCCGAUCCGCCGUCGCGAUUCCCGCAAAACCACGAGAAGUUUCUCAAAAUCAUACGAGAGAAGAGCGGCGUGAAAGACGUAAAGAGGAAAGAUACGCUGUUAGCAGUUCGGAAUCCGUGUCAAGAGGAUGAAGGCGAAAUAAUCGUCAAGAUUUGCGAAUAUGCGUUCCGUUAG
This is a messenger RNA of Bathycoccus prasinos, 1170 nucleotides long. RefSeq lists its product with no specific name. The record is from RefSeq and is a predicted model, not a curated record. Bases 1 to 1170 code for a protein of 389 amino acids. The transcript has a single exon. Lineage: Eukaryota; Viridiplantae; Chlorophyta; Mamiellophyceae; Mamiellales; Bathycoccaceae.